CACUUUCCCCUGUAUUCCACACAGCAAGCCGCAUAAUCACACCCUCCUCAAAAAAAAAAAAAAAAAAAAAAAACCAAAAAAUGGUGAAGUUUUUGAAACCAAACAAAGCAGUGGUGGUCCUAAACGGCCGUUUCGCCGGUCGGAAAGCAGUGAUCGUGAAACAAUUCGAUGACGGAACUCGUGACCGCCCGUACGGUCACUGUCUGGUGGCCGGAAUAGCAAAGUACCCAAAGAAAGUGAUCAAAAAAGACUCAGCGAAAAAAACAGCAAAGAAAUCACGGGUGAAGGCUUUCAUUAAGUUGGUUAACUACAACCAUAUAAUGCCAACAAGGUACACACUUGAUGUGGAUCUUAAGGAUGUUGUCUCUGUUGAUGUUCUUCAGUCACGUGACAAAAAGGUGAGUGCUUGCAAAGAGACCAAAGCUAGGUUUGAAGAAAGGUUCAAGACUGGAAAAAACCGUUGGUUCUUCUCCAAGCUUCGAUUUUGAAGAGGAUUCCAAGGAAAUGAGGUUGUUUUUGUUACUGGGCUUUUUUAAGGUUUUAAUAUGUUAUGUUUUUAUUAUUGUUAGAAGAUGAUGAUGGAUAAUGUGUCAUGCUAGUUUUAUGUUGUUUUGUUUUAAUCUGAUGGAUAUCUGGAUUUUGAAUUGAAA
Erigeron canadensis is the source of this 650-nucleotide messenger RNA. RefSeq names its product 60S ribosomal protein L27-like. Lineage: Eukaryota; Viridiplantae; Streptophyta; Magnoliopsida; Asterales; Asteraceae. Bases 81 to 488 code for a protein of 135 amino acids. Gene Ontology annotation, cellular component: cytosolic large ribosomal subunit; ribosome. Gene Ontology annotation, molecular function: structural constituent of ribosome. The record is from RefSeq and is a predicted model, not a curated record. The transcript has a single exon. Gene Ontology annotation, biological process: translation.